AUGGCUUAUCAUGAAUUGAUCCAAGAACUAUUAUUGAAGGACUCAAAAGCAAUCUGCAUUCUGAUGACAAUUUUAAAGUAUGCAGAAGAUAAGAAAUACACAAAGAAUUUUUAAUGGUUUGAUAGAGUAAAUGAUGAAAGAAUUAGCUUCACUGGAUUGCAAGAACUAUUCACCUCUAUUGGUUAUGUUUUUGACGAAUAAGAAUUAAGCGAAUUGUAUAAAGAGUUAGAGGAAUUGAAGUUCAAGGUAUCAGAUCAUUUGCCUUGUUCAUUUUUGUGA
Messenger RNA from Paramecium tetraurelia, 279 nucleotides. RefSeq lists its product as uncharacterized. NCBI's taxonomy places the organism in Eukaryota, Ciliophora, Oligohymenophorea, Peniculida, Parameciidae. The transcript is spliced from 2 exons. The record is from RefSeq and is a predicted model, not a curated record.